AUGAAACAAAAAUCAAAUGUUUCACCGCAUAUUGUGUUUUGCCAAGUUUGUAAAAGUGAUUUUGAUAUUUCUAACAGUGGUCGCAGUAAUAUCAAACAACAUUUGUCAAAAAAGAAACACGUGUUGGCUACUAAUGCGAACUCGAAGAGCAUUAAAUUGGAAACCUUUGGUAAAAAAGAAAAUAAUUUAAGCUCUGAAAAUAUGUUGAUUGCUGCCAAGGAAGGUACUUUUGCUUACCAUAAAAUUAAGCAUUUGCAAAGUUUCAGAUCCUUAGACUGCACGUCAAAACUAAUUGUAAGCAUGUUUGAACCUAAAUUUGCGGUAGAUCGAACCAAGACUGAGACGAUUGUUAAAAAUGUUUUAGCUCAAGAGGCUCAAUCCCAAUUAGAAAUUGACUUUCGAAAAGCAAAUUUCGUCAGCAUCACAAUCGAUUCGUCGAAUCAUAGAGAAAUUAAUGUUGUAUCCUUAAUUGUAAGAUAUUUUGAUGGAGAAAAUGGUGUCCAAUUAAAAUUAUUUCAGCUACGUGACUUACCUGGUGAAACAUCAGAGCAGUUAAAAGAUUACGUGGUCAAUGUUUUGAACCACCAUAAUUUACUACAAAAAUUCAUCCGAAUGUCUGAUGAAAAUACAAAUACAAAUUUUGGUGGAAUGAGAAAAAAAGGAGUGAAUAACCUAUUCAGCAAAUUAAAUGCUUCUCGUGAAGUAGCAGACAUAGUGAGAAACCCAACUAACAGCAAUGUCUAUGAACAAUUAAAAUCCCGGCUUCUCGACAAAUAUGGUAUCAGCCCAGAUGAAAAUAUCCACAGGUUGAAGAAACCUACUCAACUGCUUCAUCGGAUGCUACCUCUGGUCAUGAAUAGCAUUAGCUACAGGCGUAAACUUUCGGUACACAACCUCACUAUGUUUGACCUGAGGACAAACGAAGGGUUUUGCUACUUUGUGAACGAGACGGAAGGGGAACUUGAAGCAAAUGAAUUUGCCAGCGUUUUAACACAUUUUGUUGAAUCGCAACUUCCCAAGGGGAAUAAAGCAACGAAGAUUGUAAUAUUUAGUGAUGUAUGUAAUUAUCAAAAUCGAAGUGUAGUUAUGAGUCAUGUGGCCGUUAAACACAAAAUAAGUAUAGAGAAAUUAAUGUGCCAACAGACUACAUUGACGCAUGCAAAAAUGCAAGGCAAAAGUCGUCCAUACAAGGUGACGUAUUUGGAUCAUCUUUUUUUCAAAUACUUUACGAAAUCAUUGGUGUUCAAAUCAAUUCGUCCUGGUACUAGAAAAGGGGACUCCAAAGUCACAUACAUCAGAUGCUUGAAAUAUGAUACUAAUGGAAAAAUACGCUACAAACUGUCCUUCAACGAUGACUUCAAACUACUACCAUCGUGUGAUUAUAACAGGUUGAUGAUGGAUCCAAAAAAUCCAAAAGAAAAGCCCAAGAUCCAAAUAAAUCUUUGA
Molecule: messenger RNA, 1446 nt
Organism: Diabrotica balteata
Lineage: Eukaryota; Metazoa; Arthropoda; Insecta; Coleoptera; Chrysomelidae
Source: the annotation of a GenBank genome assembly